Molecule: messenger RNA, 444 nt
Organism: Perkinsus marinus ATCC 50983
Lineage: Eukaryota; Perkinsozoa; Perkinsida; Perkinsidae
Exons: 1
Coding region: 1-444 (147 amino acids)
Source: RefSeq, a predicted model, not a curated record
AUGAUCAUAUCUUCUAUCGUGUGGAUCCAACUGUUGGCCUAUGGUGUACCACUGGUUCAAGCAGGUUCCUAUAUGGAGACCUACCAGAAGUACGAUGGGUUUAAUGAAGAGGGGAUUUACUGCAUCAUGACCGUUAAGGAAUUGACACAGGCGCGUUUGGUGGCCGAUAUUGAAUUGAGUAAUGGCGAUUAUGAUGACACAUGUAAUGACGUCGACUUCGACUACGAGAUCUCUACAUCCGGAACCACUAAUCGCACUACUGCUCUGCGGGAAUCCUAUAAGCUCCAGGCCAGUUCGUUGGGUGUUGCUGAUGACGACUGCCUCCAGGACCUCGCUAGUGACAUGAAUAUGGGUAGUCACUGUCGCUUCAAUGCCUACCCGAAAAACGGUCAUAUGAUCUUCGAGGCUUGCAAUAGCAGAUUCGACCUGUCUCCGAAAAGCUAA